AUGCGUCAAUUGGCAGUUGCUCGGAAGACGCCUCUCCAUCUUCCCAAGACCCUUGUCCUUGACUUAGACGAAACGCUUAUCCACUCAACGUCAAGACCUAUGUAUGGCACAGGUAACGGGCGGGGUUGGUUUGGACUGAGCGGUCUUUUUGGGCGGAAGAACAAGGGUGCUGGGAAGAUCGUAGAGGUGGUCUUGGGCGGUCGGAGCACGCUGUAUCAUGUCUACAAGCGACCGUUUGCGGACUAUUUCCUUCGCAAGGUCUCGACAUGGUAUACGCUCGUGAUAUUUACUGCAUCGAUGCAGGAGUAUGCCGAUCCAGUCAUUGAUUGGCUUGACGCCGGUCGGGGAAUACUGGCUCGGCGGCUAUUCCGAGAGUCAUGUACCUUGUUACCCAACGGUUCGUAUUCCAAAGACUUGUCGAAAGUGGAACAGGACUUAGCACGGGUGUUCCUGGUGGAUAACUCACCGAUAAGUUACAGUAUCAACGAGGCGAAUGGAGUUCCCAUAGAGGGUUGGACAGAUGAUCCUCACGACGAGGCACUACUAGAUCUCUUACCCAUGCUGGAUUCUCUGCGGUUCACCAGCGACGUUCGACGAGUCCUCGGUAUUCGAGGCUUCUCAUGA
Molecule: messenger RNA, 624 nt
Organism: Gloeophyllum trabeum ATCC 11539
Lineage: Eukaryota; Fungi; Basidiomycota; Agaricomycetes; Gloeophyllales; Gloeophyllaceae
Exons: 4
Coding region: 1-624 (207 amino acids)
Molecular function (GO): protein serine/threonine phosphatase activity
Source: RefSeq, a predicted model, not a curated record